Messenger RNA from Eucalyptus grandis, 2063 nucleotides. RefSeq names its product phosphoinositide phospholipase C 2. The coding region runs from base 225 to 1955 and encodes 576 amino acids. The record is from RefSeq and is a predicted model, not a curated record. Lineage: Eukaryota; Viridiplantae; Streptophyta; Magnoliopsida; Myrtales; Myrtaceae. Gene Ontology annotation, biological process: phosphatidylinositol-mediated signaling; lipid metabolic process. The transcript has 9 exons. Gene Ontology annotation, molecular function: phosphatidylinositol-4,5-bisphosphate phospholipase C activity.
UCUCGAGCAAAUGUUUUGUUCUAAACUCAGGGAAUCACUUUGUUUCUUCGAAUUUCCUUUUACUACAAGUUGGGUAUUUGGAUUCCAAGGGUUUGUCAUCAAUGUAAGGGAACGUAUUGAUACCUUGUUUGGACAGCAUUCUGCUGAGCAAGAUAUAAGGUUCUUGCACGGACACACUCUGGCUUUGCGUCUCUCAGGGAUAGGUGGACUUCAUUUCAUCCACAAUGCGGUCGUGGUCACAGCCAAGAAUUUCAAGAGACGCAAGACGGCCUUUCCGUUUCAAGAUCUGUUGUUGUAGAAGAAACUUCAAUUUCAGGGAGGUCAGAGUUCCCAGUGAUGUCCAGCUACUGUUUGAGCAGUACUCCGAAAAUGGCACAAUGACCAUCGGGCACUUACAGAGAUUCCUGGUUGAAUACCAAAAGUUAAAGGAUGCAACCAGAGAGGAUGCAAUGUCAAUCUUACACAGCCUUAGGCAUCGUAUCAUGUAUAGGAAGGAACUGAAUCUUGACCACUUCUUGCGGUAUCUCCUCAGUGAUCAUAACCCUCCGAUCGCGCCACCACUUGGGGUGCACCAUGACAUGAAUGCUCCCCUUGCUCAUUACUAUAUGUAUACAGGCCACAACUCCUAUUUAACUGGGAAUCAGCUAAGCAGUGACAGCAGCUCUGAACCGAUCGUGAAAGCUCUAAGGAAAGGUGUAAGAGUAAUCGAAUUGGAUCUGUGGCCAAAUUCCAGAGGAAACAAAGUAAAAGUCUGUCAUGGAGGUACACUCACUUCUCCGGUCAAUCUCAACAAAUGUCUAAGUGCCACCAGGGAUCAUGCUUUUCUUGCAUCUGAGUUCCCUGUCGUGAUAACCUUCGAAGACCAUCUAACUCCACGUCUUCAAGCUAAGGUGGCCAAGAUCGUCACAAAGACCUUUGAAUCAAAGCUGCAUCGACCAGAUACAGACCAACUAGCAGAAUUCCCAUCACCAGAAUCACUGAAAAGGAAAAUCCUGAUUUCAACAAAACCUCCGAAAGAGUACCUUGAACGUCAGAGCAGCAUGGAAAAAGAAUACAACAGCGCGCAGUCUGAGGAACUUUCAGACAAAGACAGUAGCAACCAGGAUGAAGAAGAGAAGAAUGUAAUCCCUGAGUACAGGCAUCUCAUUGCCAUCCACGCUGGAAAGCCAAAGGGCAGACUCGUGAAUAGUCUAAGGAUUGAUACGAGUAAAGUUCAACGCCUUAGCUUGAGUGAACAAGAGCUUGAGGAGAUAUCAAAGGAGAACGGACAAGAUCUUGUGAGGUUUACUCAAAAGAAUCUGUUGAGGAUAUACCCUAAGGGAACUCGUUUUGAUUCGUCCAAUUACAAUCCUCUGCUCGGGUGGAUGCACGGAGCUCAAAUGGUUGCAUUUAACAUGCAGGGAUAUGGGAAGUAUCUGUGGAUUAUGGAAGGAAUGUUCAAAGCCAAUGGUCAGUGCGGUUACGUCAAAAAACCGGAUUUUCUAUUGGAUAAAGACCAUAUUUUUGAUCCUGCAAAGCCAUUACCGGUUAAGACGAACUUGAAGGUGACAGUGUACUUGGGAGAAGGGUGGCAUUUGGAUUUCAAAGCAACUCAGUUCGAUCAAUUUUCACCACCUGAUUUCUUCGUGAGGGUUGGAAUUGCAGGAGUUCCUGAUGAUACAGUCAUGAAGAGGACCGAAGCAAUGGAGGAUGACUGGACGCCAGUGUGGAACGAGGAGUUCGAGUUCCCGCUCAGGGUUCCCGAGCUGGCCAUCCUCAGGAUCGAGGUCCUAGAGUACGACACGACCAGACACCACGACUUCGGCGGUCAGACGUGCCUGCCUGUGUCGGAGUUGAGAGCAGGGAUUAGAGCAGUUCCUUUGCACAACCGUAAGGGGAAAAGAUACCGAUCCGUUAAGCUGCUUAUGCAGUUCGAAUUCGAGGAACCUGAUUCUGAAACGGAAGAUGACGGUUGAUCAGACGUUCUUGUUGGUAACUGUUCGCCUAGAAAGGCUUCCUUGACAAAUAUCUUUCACUGAAGGGGCAAAGCUUCAACUUUGUUAUUUGAAAUGGGUUUUGCGUCA